UUAUCCUUUGACCGUGAUGCUUUGCAGAUCUACAGUAACGUCAUGUUUACAUGUUGUACAACAUCAUUUGUUGAUUAAACAGCAAGAAUGAGGUAAAACUCUAUGAAUUGUGUUACAGUGUAAUAAAACUCUUUCUUAAGUAAAAGAUUAGCUACAUGGUGUGACGUGUUACUGUUUGACUUGAGCUCCAGGCUGUAGGGAGUGUUUGAGGUUGUGUGUGCUGUGUGUGUAUGUGUGUGCUGUGUGUAUGUGGCAGAGAGCAUCAGGUGAAGGUUGGUGAGGUAGAGAACAGCACUCCAUUGCUUCCUGCUCCCCCUCCCGCUGCUCUGUAGGUAAAAACACAGUCACAGGAGGUUACGAUUUCAUAGCAACCACUCCGAGAUCCCACCCACCCUAUUCUCCAGCUCAGUGACCGGGGGAGGAGGCAGCAAAACAGGUGCACAGCUAUCCACAGCUUACCUGCUGAGAUGCCAAUGAGUUGCUAAGGUGAGGAGUGGCAUAACGGCAGUCCUUUCCUCCUCUCCGAUGAGUCGCCUCCUCCUUUGGAUUCUAUUAUCUGCUUUUUAUUUGCCAGUGCAGAAAGCAAGAGUGGAUUUCCAAGGCUUCAGGAAUUAAAGCAAUCUGAUAAGGAUUCAGAAACCAAGAGCAAUCUGAUGAGGAUUCGGAAACAAGAGCAAUCUAAAGAGGAUUCAGGAACCAAGAGCAAUCUGACAAGGAUUCAGAAACAAAAAGGUAGUCUUAUGACUUUUCAGGGACCAGUAUUUAUCUGACGAGGCUUGAGGAACAAAGAGAAAAAACUAACCAGGCUUGUGAGUACAUUCUUAACUGUAUCUUCCUCAUUGCUUUCGAGCACAGCAAAGAAACCACCAAAGCGAUGGCAAGUGGGGCACUGGAGAUUGCAGCGCUGUGCCUGACGCUAGUCGGACUCAUUGGUGCGGCAGCGAGCACUGGGAUGCCAAUGUGGCGUGUGACUGCCUUCAUUGGCGAGAACAUCAUUGUAAUGGAGACGCGCUAUGAGGGCCUGUGGAUGAACUGCUUCCGACAGGCCAACAUUAGGAUGCAGUGCAAAGUGUACGACUCCCUGUUGGCCCUGACACCUGACCUGCAGGCAGCCCGUGGCCUCAUGUGCUGCUCGGUUGCCCUAUCCGGCAUUGGUCUUCUCGUGGCCAUCAUGGGGAUGCAGUGUACCGCUUGUAUUCGCGACAAUGACCGGGCCAAACGGAUGGUGCUGAUUGUAGCCGGCUCCAUGAUCAUCCUGGGGUGCCUCUGCUGCCUCAUCCCUGUCUCGUGGACAGCUCACGUUAUCAUCCAAGACUUCUACAACCCUCUGCUUCUGGAUGCCCAGCGCAGGGAGCUGGGGGAAGCACUCUACAUCGGCUGGGUGUCUGCCGCCCUGCUCUUUGUAGGUGGAUGCAUAUUCACCUGCUGCCACAACUCUUUAGAUGAAGAGCCCAAACGGAAGGCUUAUGCUUAUGCAAGAAACGUGCCCUAUGUAGCCUACCAGCCCCAACCGAUGGCCUUCCAGCCCAGACCAGCUGCUGCAUCUUACGGCUACCCCUCCAGUGAGCCUUCCUUCAUCCAGACUUCCAGGCAGCCCUCCAUGAUCCAAACAUCCAGACAGCAGUCCUUCAUCCAGCCCUCCAGGCAGCAGUCCUUCAUCCAGCCCUCCAGGCAGCAGUCCUUCAUCCAGCCCUCCAGGCAGCAGUCUGUCCGCAGUGCUGUUGCCUAUCUGUAAAAGCAAAUGUGGACAGAGUAAAGAUGUAUAGGGACUUACAAUGGACAGAACAUUGACCUGGCAGAGAUAAAUGUACCUAGAUUUACCACAUGGAACUGGACUUUUAUGAAGACUUUAAGACUUCAGACAUUUCUUAGUUUAUAUAUUCAGGUAGAAACAAUUUAAUGUGACCAAUUAAUGAGUAACUGGUUCAUUCUGGUGAAUUGUACAGAUUUCUGGAAUUCUGGAAGAGUCAGACAUUAAUUGCUGUUUAUAAGAGAAUUAGUAUAUGCCUUUUGUGCGUUUCAAGCCGGGCAAGGUGUACUUUUCCCGUUGUUAUAAUAGCAAAGACACACUGACACGUUGGGCUUCCCAAAGAUGGAACCCAUGUUUAACUCCUGAUCCUGAUCACCCAUGGAUAAAACUUGGUCCCCAUAUGUGGAUGUUUUCUGGGCUGUUUCUGCUUUUUUCAGAAUUAAGAAUGUCUUUUUUAUGUUUUUUUAGUCAUGUGUAUAUAGCAGUUGUGUGUGUAUAAAUGAAUAACACAUUUCAAAUGUCAAAAUAAUUUUUGUGUAUAAAUACUACCAAGAUUAAAGCAUUAUGAAAAUUAACAGAGCAAAAAAAUGUUUUUCUGUAUUAACAUUAUGUUAGCACUGAAUUCGUUGGUAAUGUUGAAUUAUAUGUUAAUAAAUGUGUGCUUUAUAUAAAAUAAAAGAAUA
Molecule: messenger RNA, 2433 nt
Organism: Astyanax mexicanus (Mexican tetra)
Lineage: Eukaryota; Metazoa; Chordata; Actinopteri; Characiformes; Acestrorhamphidae
Gene: cldn8.1
Product: claudin 8.1
Exons: 1
Coding region: 875-1735 (286 amino acids)
Biological process (GO): bicellular tight junction assembly; cell adhesion
Cellular component (GO): plasma membrane; bicellular tight junction
Molecular function (GO): structural molecule activity
Source: RefSeq, a predicted model, not a curated record